Chinchilla lanigera (long-tailed chinchilla) is the source of this 2398-nucleotide messenger RNA. RefSeq names its product leucine rich repeat containing 45 (gene Lrrc45). Gene Ontology annotation, molecular function: protein binding. Bases 310 to 2241 code for a protein of 643 amino acids. The transcript has 16 exons. NCBI's taxonomy places the organism in Eukaryota, Metazoa, Chordata, Mammalia, Rodentia, Chinchillidae. Gene Ontology annotation, cellular component: centrosome. The record is from RefSeq and is a predicted model, not a curated record.
UCGCUGCCCUUCCCAGCGCUCCCCGCUCUUCCUGGAUACUGAAGCGCGCGGAGCCUCGGUAGAGCGCGGCCGGGCAGGCAGGGGUGCCGGCGCGAGCGUUGGGCGGGCUUGCGGUGGUGUGACCCGGGCCCUGCUCCCUGGCCUUCCCUGCUGCUCGGGGACGGCUCGUCCUGCUGCAGCUCCCCCGCCCCCAUUCCCCCGUUCUACCCUCCUGGAUCCCUUCUUAAGGCCCGCGCUUCUCGCCCGCAUCUGCCUCCGACGCUGGGCCUCCAGGGAGAGCCGACACACGCGGGCCCUGUCUCUAGGAGCAUGCGGGCGAGGUCCCCUGCACUCGGAGAUAUGGAGGAGCUCCGGCGGUCCUACAGCCGCCUGUGCAAGGAGAGCGGGGCCGAGCCGCAGGAGGCUGUCCUGCGGCAGCUGCACCAGCCUCAGCAGGGCCGACUGGAUUUGGCUGGGCACAGCCUGACUGUGGACACCUGUAGGGCCUUGGGCAAGCUGCUGCAAAACCAGACGGUGUGGACGGAGCUGGUUCUCAGCGACUGCAUGCUGAGCGAAGAAGGGGCCACAAUGCUGCUUCAAGGGCUCAGUGCCAACACUGUCAUGCGACUUCUGGAUCUGAAGGGCAAUAACCUGCGGGCUGCAGGGGCCGAGGCUCUGGGAAAACUCCUCCGACAGAACCAGUCCAUUCAGAGCCUCACCUUGGAGUGGAACAACCUGGGCACAUGGGAAGAGGCCUUCACCACCUUCUGUAGGGGCCUGGCAGCCAACAGUACCCUGCGGCAGCUGGACCUCCGAAACAACCAGAUCAGUCACAAAGGUGCAGAGGAGCUGGCCCUGGCCCUGCAGGGCAACGCCACCCUCCAGCAAUUGGACUUGCGCUGGAAUAACAUUGGCCUCCUGGGAGGUAGGUCCCUGGUGAACUGUCUACCCAGCAACAGAACCCUGUGGAGGCUGGACCUGGCUGGGAACAAUGUCCCUGGUGACAUCCUCAGAGCCGUGGAACAAGCCAUGGACCACAACCAGGACCAGCAUACUGCCUUCCAGGAGAACCAGGUCCGGACCCAUAUCCUCAGCAGGGAGGUUCAGCACCUCCAGAAGGAGAAGUCCAAGCAGUUUGUGGAUUUGAUGGAGACAAUUGAUAAGCAACGAGAAGAGAUGGCCAAGAGCAGCCGGUUGCAGAUGACUGAGGCUGCCCUGGCUCUGUCUGAUCAGAAGGCCCAGGAUCUGGGGGAACUGCUGGCCACGACACAGCAGGAGCACAGGCUGAGACAGCAGGAAGCUGCAGAGCAGGAGUCUAAGCUCCUCAGGGAUUUGUCAGCCACCAAUGAAAAGAACCUGCUGCUUCAAAACCAGGUGGAUGAGCUGGAGCGGAAGGUGAAGUCUCAGCAGGAGCAUCUAUUUCUGACCAGACAAGAGCUGACCCACACAUCAGCCGAGCUGAAGAUGCGAACUGUCCAGGCUGAGGAGCGCCUGGACAUGGAGAAGAGAAGGGCCCGGCAGAGCUUAGAGGACUCUGAGAAGCUGCACUUCAAGGAGGUAGAGUGCAUUACCCGCCACCUAGAGGAGAGCCAGAAGGCCAUGCAGGAGAGGGUCCACAGGCUGGAGACCCUACGGCUGUCCCUGGAGGAGGAGCUGAGCUGUGUGAAGGCAGCGGCACUCAGCCAGCGUGGCCAGGCUGAAGAGGAGCUCAUGAAGGUCAGGAACCAAGCCCGCCUGGAGGAGCAACAGCACCUGGCGCAUAUGGAGGAGAAGCUGCAGCUGCUGGCACGAGCGCGGGAUGAGGCUCAGAGUGUCUGUACACAGCAGAAGCAGAUGAUGGCCGAUGCCCAGGUGCGGGCCAGCCAACUCCGCCUGCAGGUGGAGGGGCAGCAGCGGCGCCUGGAGGAGCUGCAGCAGGAGCUGAGCAGCAAGGACCAGGAAAAGGUGGCUGAGGUUAGCAGAGUACGGGUGGAGCUGCAGGAGCAGAUAGGCCGUCUGCAAGCUGAGUUGGCGGGCCAGGAAGCAUUGAGGGAGAAGGUGGCCGCCCUGGAGCGCCAGUUGAAAGUGAUCGCUAAUGACCACCGGGGAGCGCUGCUGGACAAGGAGAGCGAGAACGCAUCCCUCCGGGAGAAGCUACGGCUCAAGGAGGCAGAGAUUGCGCGCAUCCGGGACGAGGAAGCCCAGAGGGCAAGCUUCCUUCAAAAUGCCAUCCUGACGUAUGUGCAGGGGUCCUCUCUGAGGUCCCUGAGCCCUCCAAAGUGAGGGGAGGCAAGGAUGCCCCAGAACAUCCUAGCGCCGCGCCUAAGGAGGCGCUCUUUCAUCCACAUCCCACAGCAGUGCAGCGCAAGAGGUCUGACCGCGAGCUCAGCAGCCGCGCCGCCAAAGUGAGGCGGGAAAUACAGAACUUUUUUCUUAAAUA